Motacilla alba alba is the source of this 2762-nucleotide messenger RNA. RefSeq names its product polycomb complex protein BMI-1. The record is from RefSeq and is a predicted model, not a curated record. Lineage: Eukaryota; Metazoa; Chordata; Aves; Passeriformes; Motacillidae. The transcript has 10 exons. Gene Ontology annotation, cellular component: PRC1 complex. Gene Ontology annotation, molecular function: promoter-specific chromatin binding. Gene Ontology annotation, biological process: negative regulation of transcription by RNA polymerase II. The coding region runs from base 162 to 1142 and encodes 326 amino acids.
AAGCUUAUUGCAAUUGACAGCGUCUGCAGUUCAUUUCAAGAUGGCCGCUUGGCUCACAUUCAUUUUCUGCUGAACGACUUUUAACUUUCAUUGUCUUUUUUGGCCGCUCCGAUCAUCACCAACCGGCUCCGUUUUCCGGAGCCGCUCCUCGCCACGCCAAAAUGCACCGAACAACCAGAAUCAAAAUAACCGAGCUAAACCCCCAUCUCAUGUGCGUGCUCUGCGGCGGGUACUUCAUUGAUGCAACAACCAUCAUAGAGUGCCUCCACUCCUUUUGUAAGACCUGUAUCGUGCGUUACUUGGAGACCAGCAAGUAUUGUCCUAUCUGUGAUGUCCAAGUUCACAAAACUCGACCGCUUUUGAAUAUAAGGUCAGAUAAAACUCUCCAGGAUAUUGUAUACAAGCUAGUACCAGGCCUUUUCAAAAAUGAAAUGAAAAGAAGAAGGGAUUUUUAUGCUGCUCAUCCGUCGGCUGAUGCUGCCAAUGGCUCUAAUGAAGACAGAGGAGAAGUGGCUGAUGAAGACAAAAGAAUUAUAACAGACGACGAGAUAAUAAGCUUAUCCAUUGAAUUCUUUGACCAGAAUAGACUGGAGCGAAAAGGAAAUAAGGAGAAAGAAAAAUCAAAGGAAGAGGUGAAUGACAAAAGAUACUUGCGCUGCCCAGCAGCAAUGACAGUGAUGCAUCUAAGAAAGUUCCUGCGGAGUAAGAUGGAUAUACCUAACACUUUCCAGAUUGAUGUGAUGUAUGAAGAGGAGCCUCUGAAGGACUACUACACCCUAAUGGAUAUUGCCUACAUCUAUACCUGGAGGCGGAAUGGGCCUCUGCCCUUGAAAUACCGGGUCCGACCUACCUGCAAGAGGAUGAAGAUCAGUCACCAGAGGGAAGGCUUGAAUAACAGUGGGGAGCUGGAAAGUGACUCUGGGAGCGACAAGGCAAGCAGCCCAGCAGGAGGCAUCCCCUCCACCUCCUCCUGUUUGCCCAGCCCCAGCACACCAGUCCAGUCUCCUCACCCCCAGUUCCCCCACAUCUCCAGCACCAUGAAUGGCACCAGCAGCAGCCCCAGCAGUAACCACCAGUCCUCCUUUACCAACAGAGCUCGGAAAACAUCAAUAAAUGGCUCCUCAGCCACUUCAUCUGGUUGAUGUGCCAACCAGGCUACCACCCUCACCCCUCCUUUAUAUAGAUCUCUCCAUGCCAUUACAGCUUUAUAGAUGCUAAUCCAUGUGACUAUCAUCCAAAUUGCUUUCUUUUGUAGUAACACUGAACUUGGCUAUAAAAGGCGGACUAGGUGACAUUCAGGAUGGACUAUAAUAACUGGAUUCAGUUAUUGGAAACGCAAGAUUGAAAUGUAAAUUUUUCAGAGGACUGGGAAACAAACAAAAGUUACACCUUCACCUGUUCUGAAUGAUGUGGAGUUGUUUCUGUCCCCAUCAUCUGGAGCCAGGAGUCUCCAGAAGUCAAUACAAAUCCUGGGAAGUAGUUUGUUAAUCCAGACUAACUCCUCCAUUGCGUUCUCUUCGAUUGUUAUUGUUCUUAUACUGUUUUGUGAACCUGUAGAAAGCAAGUGCUUUUUCAUCUUGAAAUCCAACAAAAUUGAAAGAAUAUGCAUAGAAAAAUGCAUAUAUGUAGCCAUGUCACUGUGAAUAACAAUUUUUGCGUAUUAGCCAUUUUGAUUCUUAUGUUGCAUCUUUUACUUCUCUGUUGCUGCGCAGAACCGAUCAAAAGAAAACUUCAGUUUUACAAUCUGUAUGCCUAAAAGCGGGUAUUACCGUUUUAUUUACUGACUUGUUUAAAUGAUUCGCUUUUGUAAGAAUCAGAUGGCAUUAUGCUUAUUGUACAAUGCCAUAUUGGUAUAUGACAUAACAGGAAACAGUAUUGUAUGAUAUAUUUAUAAAUACUAUAAAGAAAAUAUUGUGUUUCAUGCACUCAUGAUAUGGUUGUUAAAUUUCUAAACAGGUUCGACCCUUGCAGAUGCCGCCUGUUUGAGCUUUGCUCAUACUGCAAGAAACACAUUGUGUGUGAGAGCUACAGUAUUGGGGAAGCACAUUCAAGUCUCUGAUAACCUGGAGGCAAUUGGCAAUCUUAAAAGAAUUUUACUUGCUUUGUCUUUUUAUUUUUUUUUUCCUUCCAAGUGGAAGAUUUUUACUUUACCAAAUGUUGAAAUGAUACAGUGAAAAAAAGAAAUCAAGGGACAUGGAAGUUUUAGAUCUGUUUGAUUACCUUUUUAUUAUUUGGUGUGGUGGGACUGUGUUUCUAAAAGCACACGGAAUCAUUAUAGAAGCCAUAAACUGUUUGAUAUAAAUUUUAAGGAACCAGCAAGUGGCUGGAUGAAGGCAUUUAAUCUAAAUUUGUUUUAAUAUAUAUGUAUAUGGUACAGUACUAACUUCAUUAAAAUUUAACUGGUACUUUAAUAUUUCCAAUAAAUUGUGGAGAAUGCCUUCUCUUUAAUGGCCUGCAAGUAGGUGCAUUUUAUUAGAGGCUUCUAUGGGUGGGGUUUUUUCAAUAGGAGGAACUUUUCCACCAUAAAAUAUGAACAGCCCAGAACACUUUUCAGUUUGUGCUUUGCUUUGGUCGAACUUUGUGUGUGUUCAUCACCCAUCAGUUAUACAUUUGUGAGGGUGUUUAUUCUAUAUGGAUAUUGUUUCAUGUUUGUACGGAAAAAUUGUAGUUAAACAUUUCAUUGUCUCCAGUCUGCAAAAGAAGCACAAUUCUUAUUGCUUUGUCUUGCUUAUAGUCAUUAAAUCAUUACUUUUGAAUAUAAA